GUAUAACUUUAGGCCUCACAUUCAUCUGUUUACGAAAAAAGGUAAGGAUGAAAUCUAUGCAUUCAUUCAUUUGCUGAACCCACCUAACCCCAUUGGAGGGUUGAAAUUGAUGUACAACCAAAUGUAAUGUAUAAUUGCAGACAGGUGCAGUCAUUUAACUCCUGAUAAAUCAAUGAGCAGGAGCUCUUUUUUAAAUAGGCUAUAUGUUUACACUUAUUAGAUCAGUUCUUGGAAUUCUUUUAAUUUUUAUGAUAGAAGAAGAAUAACUGAAGUUAUUAACUUUCUUAAAUAUGAAAUAAGACACAAAUUUGUUCCACUCAAUGACCCGAGAGACUUUUAUUCUGAAAGGAGUGACUGCUUGUAAGCCGCAAUAAGGAGCAGCUUUGAUUGGAAUAAAAGCAUGCAGAUGAACUUCAGCAGCGGUGCCCACUAUGGAAGUCCUGCUCACAAAGAAAACCUCCCUCCUUCCACAAAGCGGAAUUCAUUCCAGCACCAGAGAAGCAAACCGCGCACAGUUCUUGGUGUUGUGUCAGAAAAUGAGCUUCGUGGUCGAUCCUUCGGUCAGGGAAGCCAAUAUUCCAGACACAGUUCAGUCUCGGACAACUCCCAGUCCAAUCUCCUUGGCUGUUUGUCCAGCUCCGGAUGUGAUGUGUACGUAGAAGAGGCCUGUGAAGUGGUUCUUGCAGCUUCUGGUCGGGAGCUGGUUUCAGAGGAUUCUGAUUCCGAGGACAAUGCCCUGCAGAAUCAGAAUCAGUCCAUGCGGCUGCUGCUUGAGCUUAAUUCUAGUUCACGUCUGGAUGCUUCAUGUCAGUCUGAACAUGAGGAUUCCCAGUUGCCGGGGGAAACAUUCUGUGCAGAGUAUGCAGAUGAUAUCUAUCGCAACCUGAAGGAGAAAGAAAAAAAGUUCCUAGCAAGGAAAGGUUACUUGGAGAGACACACAGAGAUCACCAGUGGGAUGCGGGUCGUCCUGGUGGAUUGGCUGGUGGAGGUUUCUCAGGAGUACAUGCUGAGUUCAGAAACUCUGUACCUCGCUGUCAACUAUGUGGACCGUUUUCUGUCCUGCACAACAAACGUGAAACGGAACAAGCUGCAGCUGGUUGGAACAGCCUCAUUGCUGAUUGCUGCAAAGUACGAAGAGAUUACUCCGCCUGAGCUGAAUGAGUUUGUGUACAUCACAGACAGCACCUACUCUCAGAAACAGCUGCUUCACAUGGAGGAUCUUUUGCUCAGGGUUCUGGCUUUCAAGCUGGCAGCGCCCACUCCUCACCUGUUCCUUCGCCUUUUUCUCUCUGUUCAUUCUUCAUGUGCAAAGACGGAGAACCUUGCCUUGUAUAUAGCAGAGUUAAGCCUGUUGGAAAUGAAUCCCUUCCUGCAGUAUACUCCAUCACUGUUGGCAGCUGGAGCCUACAGUCUAGCCUGCUACACCAUACACAAAGUUCUCUGGCCCGAUGCUUUAGCUGUUUAUACUGGAUACACUGUGGCAGAAAUAAUGCCCUGCUUGACCCAUCUACACAAGCUGCAUGUCAGCGCGGAGAGCCGCCCGCAUCAGGCCAUCAGGGACAAGUUCAAAAGUCCAAAGUUUCGUUGUGUUUCAUGGAUCGCUCCACUAGAGGGUUUGCCUAUUUUAGGGACUUCACCAUAAACCUGUUCCUCCACACAACCACGCAGCAAAACUACUUCAUCCAUGCAAAGUCUGUAGAUAAUUGAUCGUCUCAAUUUUUUUUCCCCUAAUCUUGAAUGUUAUGAAUAAUAAAAUGCACUACAGCUUA
Molecule: messenger RNA, 1769 nt
Organism: Oryzias latipes (Japanese medaka)
Lineage: Eukaryota; Metazoa; Chordata; Actinopteri; Beloniformes; Adrianichthyidae
Gene: ccna1
Product: cyclin A1
Source: RefSeq, a predicted model, not a curated record